AAGAAAUAUUUCGAUAAACCCUAAAACCACGGCAAUGGCGCUGCUUCUUCCUGGCGGCAUUGCCACUCCAGGGCUGGUUUGGAAGCAGCGGAGGCGCGCAUCGAUCUGCAAGGCCUCCGCGGCGCCAUCGCCUGAUCCGGCGUGGAGGACGAAUGUAGUCUCCGAGAGGGCUGCUAGAAGCGGUGUGGAAAUCUCGCGGAGCAUCGAAGAAUGCGAGGCUGCUGUGGUGUCGGGGAAUCCUCCAGAGGCUCCUCCGGUUCCAGCCAAGCCCAAGGCGCCACAGGGUACUCCUCUGGUCACGCCCCUGAGAUUAUCAUCCAGGCCUCGUCGAAACAGGAAAUCCGCUGCGCUGCGAGCUGCGUUCCAAGAGACCACUUUGACGCCAGCGAAUUUCAUACUGCCUCUUUUCAUCCAUGAAGGUGAGCAGGAUUCACCCAUUGGAGCGAUGCCCGGUUGCUUUCGACUGGGAUGGAAGCAUGGAUUGGUCGACGAGGUUUACAAGGCUCGAGAUGUUGGAGUGAACAGCGUUGUUCUCUUUCCCAAAAUUCCAGACGCUCUCAAGUCCGCCACAGGAGAUGAAGCGUACAAUCCAAAUGGCCUUGUUCCGCGAGCUAUACGCAUUCUCAAGGAUAAAUACCCCGACCUGGUGAUCUACACGGAUGUGGCACUGGAUCCAUAUUCAUCUGAUGGUCACGACGGAAUUGUGAGAGAAGAUGGCGUGAUCAUGAACGAUGAAACUGUCCAUCAACUAUGCAAACAAGCUGUUGCUCAGGCUGAGGCUGGUGCUGACGUUGUGAGCCCGAGCGAUAUGAUGGACGGUCGUGUUGGUGCGAUUAGAACAGCUUUAGAUGAAGCUGGAUACCACGACGUCUCGAUCAUGGCAUACACCGCCAAGUAUGCAAGCGCGUUCUAUGGUCCAUUCAGAGAAGCUCUGGACUCAAAUCCCCGUUUUGGAGAUAAGAAAACAUACCAGAUGAACCCAGGCAACUACAGGGAGGCUCUUCUCGAAGUACACGCAGAUGAAUCCGAAGGCGCAGACAUACUCAUGGUGAAGCCGGCUAUGCCAUACCUCGACGUGAUCCGACUCCUACGUGAUACAUCAGCACUUCCCAUUUCAGCUUACCAGGUUUCUGGAGAGUAUUCUAUGAUCAAGGCAGCGGCAUCGCAAGGCAUGCUGGACGAGAAAAAAGCGGUUUUGGAGUCUCUACUUUGCAUCAAGCGAGCUGGGGCCGAUGUCAUUCUUACUUACGCCGCGUUGCAAGCGGCCAGAUGGUUGUGUGGUGAGAAAUAAGAAAAAGAAAAUGAGACAUCAUUCACGGGAGAUGGAGGAGAAAGAUCACUCAAAACAUGGCUGUAUUUAAGCUCGGGACUCUGGAAAGAGUGAGCUGUGGCCGACGUCAUUCAUACUUUCGCAGCGUUGCAAGGGGCCGGAUGGUUAAAUAAGAAAACGAAGUUUGCUUUGCGGGA
This is a messenger RNA of Selaginella moellendorffii, 1467 nucleotides long. Its product is annotated as delta-aminolevulinic acid dehydratase, chloroplastic. The record is from RefSeq and is a predicted model, not a curated record. Gene Ontology annotation, cellular component: cytosol. The transcript has 12 exons. Bases 35 to 1291 code for a protein of 418 amino acids. Lineage: Eukaryota; Viridiplantae; Streptophyta; Lycopodiopsida; Selaginellales; Selaginellaceae. Gene Ontology annotation, molecular function: zinc ion binding; porphobilinogen synthase activity. Gene Ontology annotation, biological process: heme biosynthetic process.